CACUCGGAAGUGUUUUCUGCAUUAAGUUUGUUUAGAUUCUGCUGGCUGCUGCUCGUUUCCUUAUUCUUUCCAAUGGUGACGUUGACGGGAAAAGGCGCACCUACAAAUGAAAAUAGAAAAACAAAACAUCUCAGUUUUAAACGCGCCUUUCCUCCAUAAGAUCCUUUAAAUGAGUGUUGCUUUUUGCGAUGCAUAACGUGAACUAGUUAUUCUAGUUAGUCGCGUAUUGGAGACAUAGGAGGACUAACCAGCAGCAACAUGGCCCGACUAUGGAUGAACUUUGGGAUCAACCAUGCAGCUUUUGCAUAUGCCAUGACUACACUGGGAUCAGCCAUGAUCAACAAUAUUUUUAGCUUCUACUAUGUCAAACUCUUUUUGAACAAGUACAAUAUAUCUGAAGUAGCUUUCCACCAGUCACAAGUGGUGUACAUGGUGUGGAAUGCAGUCAAUGACCCUCUGUUUGGUUACCUGCAAGAUAACUCCAGGGUCCCUUGCUGCUCUCAGCGACGUCUCUCCAUCCUGUACGGCGCUCCCCUCUACUCUCUGGCUUUUCUCAUUGCCUGGUUCCCGUGGCGCUCCUACUCCCCAGAUGACUGGAUGAAUGGUUUACACCUGACAGUGGCGCUGUGUGCCUUUGACGGCAUGCUGACUUUCGUGCUGCUGGCACAGUGUGCCUUAUUCGCAGAGAUUUCCAGCCAACAUCAGAAUCGUUUAAGACUCAUAAAAUACAGCCAGGUGGCUUCCCUCAUCGGGUCGUCCAGUGUUCUUUUCUGUGGCAUGGUGUCCACAAACAUGGAAAACUUCUCAGCUUUCCAGUCAUUCACAGUGCUGAUUGCCAUAAUAAGCUGCAUCUGCAUGAUGUACACUGGUAUGCACAGUGAAAGCCGCUUUGAUUAUGGUAAAAUAUCUGAGUCAGAUGUUCAGGGUUGCGCCGACCAGGCGGCACAUAAACCAGCAUGCUCCUUCUCCAUGUUAAAGACACAGACAUGGCAGAUUCUCACCAACAGAGACUUUCAGCUGUUUGUGACCAUGAACUUCUUCCAGGUGUUCAUGUUGGCUUUCUUAAAUAACUUCACCAUGAUAUUCACCGAGCACCUGAUUCCUCCAGAUGCACUUCCGUCAUUAGCCAAGAGCUUCAUGUAUGGGGCUGGAUUCAUCUUACCACAGCUUUUAGUUCUAAGUGGUCAGAGUCUGCUGCAAAGUCUUGGCUACUACAGGAUCAUCCUCUACACCUUUAUCUUUGAGGCUGGAAUGGCAGUCCUCAUGCUUGCACUUGGUCCUCAAAGUUACUACUUCUUGGCAUUUUUCCUCACUAUAAAUAUGGUGAUUAUACAAGCAGCCUUCAGUCUCUUUGGCCUGCCUCUGGCUGAUAUCAUCGAUGUAGAUUUGCAGAAAUACAAGCGCAGCUCUCCUCUCUCCUCCAUGGUGUUUGGAACUAAUGCUCUGUUCACCAAGCCAGCCCAGUCUCUGGCUCCGAUGAUAGUCCUUAAUAUCGUAAACCACUUUGGGUAUGAGGAGCUGAAAGAUGUGGCCAAGGAGUCAAAUCAAAGUGCUUUGGAAAACCUCCACAGUGUUAUGUUCUACUUGGUCUGUCUGGUGCCCAUGUGUAUCGCCAUUCUGCAAUUUCUGGCUUGGAGGCCAUUUUCCAUCCGCAACAGUCACACAGUUGACUUAAAGUACAUCGACACCUAGAAAGCUGAUGAUGUGUUAAACAGUUGGUUUCUUUGUGUUAGUGUAAGACAGAAGUGUAGCUUUUUGGAAAUGCAGGGAUUUAUAAGGUCAUAUUGAUCGUUUAAAGGUUUCUAAAGACUUACGUAAGGUGAAAUAAAGCCCAAAAUCAAAUACUGAUCUAAAAGUGAAGCAGACAUGAGGAAGUUUGGUGUUAAAUGAAAACUAUACAGAGAUCCUACAGGUAAUAAACCCCUUCCACCUUUAGUAGUAAUAACAUGAAGUUUGCUGUGUAAGAAUUAAUCAUCUCCAUUGUAGGAAACACUUCCCUUUACAGCAUCACUAAAGUUUGUUUUAGAGCAAACUUUUUGUUUUUGCUGUUCCUACUUUAAAUCCUUUCACCAAAUCUGGUUUGUUUCCUCAUGCCUUGAAUGACCUUGCUAUGCCUCUGCUUUGGCUGACAUGUGGUCUGAUAUUUGGCUAACAUGCUUUCCUAUGCAGAUGCAUUCACAAGUGACAAGACAGCUGCAAAUUGUGCUGUUUAAAAAUUUUUUUUUUUUAUUUGUUUUGCCCAUUUUGGCAAGUUAUGAUCGCAAUUGUUGUUUUAUGAAUUGAGGACUCUGAGAGCAGCUGGCGUCCAUGUUCCCCAAUGUUUAUUUUUUGCAUUUGGCCUUGCUUUGAUAAAAUCAAUGUUACUUGAUGAAGUCUAGUAUAUGUUUUUGAACACUUUAGAUUUAAGCAAUGUUACAUCCAGAUAAAGAGAACACCAAUUGGACAAUAUCCUGAUCCAUAAAGCCUUGACCUCAAACAGGGUGUGCUUUCUC
Molecule: messenger RNA, 2492 nt
Organism: Cyprinodon variegatus (sheepshead minnow)
Lineage: Eukaryota; Metazoa; Chordata; Actinopteri; Cyprinodontiformes; Cyprinodontidae
Gene: mfsd13al
Product: transmembrane protein 180
Exons: 7
Coding region: 259-1692 (477 amino acids)
Source: RefSeq, a predicted model, not a curated record